GUAAUAUAAUUAUAAUCAACUAAACGGUUAAUAACAAUUUAGAGUAUGAAAAUUUAUAUAAACUAAUCCAUAUACGGAUAACGGUACUUUUUUUCAUGUGUUGUUUGUUUAUUAUUCAAGCUUCCUCCGCUUCAUGUUGUUCAUCAUCAUCAUCAUCAUCAUCCUCAUCAUCGUCAGUAUCAUCAUCAUUAUCAACAUACACACACAUAUACACAAAGUCCAGACAAUCAACAACAAUUUAUUAAUCACACACCUUAAUCUCCUUUUGAUUAUCAUCUUUUUAUUUUUAUGAGUAAACAAAAUAUUAGAUAACAACAGAAAGAUGAUAUUUGAGACAAUUUAAUCCCAUUGUAGUAGGUUGAUUGUUGAUUGUUUAUCUUAAUUCAUUCAUGAUUUGAUGAUGAUGAUGAUGAUGAUACAACCAGUAAAGGUUUAAUCAAACUUGAAUCAGUAAAUACAUUAUAAGGUUAAGGUUUCUCAUUGUGACUCUUUAAAAGUUAAUUGUUGUUGUUGCCAAGUUUUAAUGUCAUCACCAUUAUGUUAAUCAACUUGAUUAAGAUUAAGAUGAUUGUAAUUAAGGUGGAGGAGUUUUUUUUAUUUCUGCCUCAUUAUUUGUAAUUAAAUUAUUUAAUUGAUUAAUCUACUAAUUGAGGUAAACGUGUUAUUACAUUUUCAAUUUAAUUGUAAAUUAUUUUUUCACUCUAAUUGUAACAUUGUUAAAUUAUUGCCUUUUUCCAAUGGUUGGUUGGUUGAUUGAUUGAUUUAUUAACUAUAAUUACUGUUAUUGAUUACAAUUGUUAUAUUUACUAUUAUUAUAUGUGUGUAUUUAUAUAUAUAUGUGUGUGUAUACUUGUAGGCCUUUUAUCAAGGAUGUAAAUUGAAAAAAUUAACUCAUUAAUACACUAAUUGUGAGAAACAAUGAAGUUAAUUUGUAAAUUAUGGUUUGAUGAUUAACUUUGAUCAAUUGAUUAGUUUCGGGAAGGAAGAAGCUGUUAAAAGAUUGAUUAUCAUUAUUGAUUGUUAAUCAUCUUCCAAGUUAAUUAGUUUACCUUAUUAAGAGAGAAAUCUUAAUCAAAUUAGUAAACCAUAGUAUUAUAAACUAAGUGUAGUUUAAACAACAAUUAGCUAAUUGUAAACAAGUGGAUUAUGAAAAGAUGAGAUAAACAAAUUGUCAAUUGUUGUUGUGAUAUUUGGGAAUAAUAUUUAAUUGUUUACAAUCAAUUUAAGUUUAUAAUAAAUUGUUAAACACGGAACAAGGAAGAGGACACAGAGAUGUUUAAUUAUAAUUAGCUUACUAUUGAUUAACAAAUUAGAUUGUCAUGAGAAAUCAAAUGAUUAUGAAGAAAAAGUUAAUUGAAAUUGAAAGUAGUUUGCUUGAUAAUAUUAACUAUCAACAGGUUACCUGUCAACAAGUUGUUGAUGACACUUCCAGAUGACCAAGAGAUGACCUUAAUUUACAAUUUUCCAGUUAAUUAAGUGUUAAUGAUAAUAAUAAACUAUUAAUCUUAAUUUAGAGUUGAUUUAGAGUUGAAAUUAAAUCAACAUGGAAAGCGGAUCGAUGUUUAUAUUCAAAUAUACUGACCAUUGGGCAGGGCUACCAAAUAAAUAUAAAUAUCGGUCCAAUUGACUGAUUGCUUAUCAUUUCAAUAUCUAAAUUGUUCAAUCAAACAUCAUAAUCAUAAUCGUAAUCUUAAUAAUCAUCAUCAUCAUUUUCGCAAUAACAAUUAAUACCUCAAAGUGAAAGUGAAAGGAAAAUAUUUCAUUCAUUGAAAUUCAGUUAUUCAGUUUAAUCACUUGUUUAUCUUGUGUGUUUAUCAACAAAAUUAAAAAAAUACUCAGGUAGUUAUAAGGAUAAUCAAGGAUAAUUAAGAUUACCAAUUUUUCUAUUCUUAUUGUUUACAUUGUUUAUCAAUAGAAAGAUGCAAAGUAAACUUGUUUUCAUGUUCUUAUCGUUAAUUGUGAUCAUUUUGGUUAAUUGUUCACCGACCUCAUCGACAAUGUCACGUCGUAAGAUGAUGAAAUUGAAGAAAUUAGCGGCAUUGGCGUUGAUUCUGAAAUCGCAGAAAAAGAAACUGUAUGCGAUUCCAAUUCCAAUUCCACUUCCAAUUCCAAUAUAUAAAAACAAGAUGAUGGGUCAAGCUGAAUUUGUCCAAGAGCAACAAUCAAAUUUGGUGACUAAUCAUCAACAUCAACCCACUCCAAUGGCCCACUCGCAGGGUCAGAUGAUUAUGGUUGAUCAAAAUCAACCUUUAAUUGCAACAUCACCAGUACACCAUCAAAUUCCGGUUCCGGUUCAAAUGGCACUUCAACAAUCAUCACAGAAUCAUCAUCAUCAUCAUCAUCAGCAUCUUCUUCCUUCUCAUCCUUCAACGAUUCCGAUACCUGUUGAAUAUCACCAAGAAUCAACACCAACAGGAGUUUGCCAUCAAUAGGAAUUGAUCAUCAAUUGAAAUUUAAUUGUGCCAAACAUUAAUUUCUAAUGAUUAACAAUCAUUAGAAUGAGUCUUGAAUGAUUGAUUCAGUUGAAUUAUAAUCAAAUAAUAGGUGAAAUUUGCUACUGUUCAAAAUUGAUACUGAUAAACAUUUGCUUGGGUGUCGCAGUCAAAUGGGUGUUGGCUUUUCAAUCAUCUCAUCAUCAUCAUUGUCUCAUCUUUAUCAUCAAUCAAAACAAAUUACAAUAGUUCACGUAAUUGACUCUCUCUCUCAUCAUAUUCAUCUUUAAUUGUCCAUUCAUCAUUUAGCUUCUUUUAAUAAAUUGUCUCAAUUAAAACACUUUCAUCAUGUAAACUGAAUUAAUUGUUGAUCGAAACUUAAUAAACUUUCAAUUCUAAAGAA
This is a messenger RNA of Panonychus citri (citrus red mite), 2835 nucleotides long. RefSeq lists its product as uncharacterized. Lineage: Eukaryota; Metazoa; Arthropoda; Arachnida; Trombidiformes; Tetranychidae. Bases 1920 to 2432 code for a protein of 170 amino acids. The transcript has 4 exons. The record is from RefSeq and is a predicted model, not a curated record.